This is a messenger RNA of Fulvia fulva, 609 nucleotides long. Its product is annotated as PRKR-interacting protein 1. The transcript has a single exon. Gene Ontology annotation, molecular function: double-stranded RNA binding; protein kinase inhibitor activity; protein kinase binding. Lineage: Eukaryota; Fungi; Ascomycota; Dothideomycetes; Mycosphaerellales; Mycosphaerellaceae. Gene Ontology annotation, biological process: negative regulation of protein kinase activity. The coding region runs from base 1 to 609 and encodes 202 amino acids. Gene Ontology annotation, cellular component: nucleolus. The record is from RefSeq and is a predicted model, not a curated record.
AUGUCGGAAAACAUUCCUGAGUCGAGACCGACCUCCAUCUCCUCGAAGUCGCAUCGUCCGACCAAGAAGCGAGCUCUUACUCCUUCAACCGCGCAGUCUGCUCGGGUCGAAGCUCUCUUCGCCAACCCAGAUCGCGCAGACACUGCUCUCGCGCUCGGUCCAAAGGGCAAAUCAGUAGCCGCGCCGCCAGAGAUUGUCGCCAAUGUGCAAGGAUCUUCGGCCGGUGCUGGAAGCGGAGAAUUUCACGUCUACAAGGCGAGUCGAAGGCGCGAGUAUGAGCGACUGCGGGCGAUGGACGAGGAGGUGCGGGAGGAAGACGCGGAGAAAGAGUUCCAGAAGCAGAAAGAGGAGAGGGAGAAGAAAGACGACGAGAAGUUGAGCAAGAAUCGUGCCAAGCGGGAGAAGGCGAAAAUGAGGUCGCAGAAGAAGAAGGCGGGUGGAGAUGCGGCGGAGGGUGGAAAGCAGGGGAAUGGAGACGGCGUCAAGAAGAAGCUGGGUCCUGCGAAGAUUGCGCCGCAAAGCAAUGGCACUGCUGAAGAUGCGUAUGCGGAUGGGAGUGAGCAAGCAGUGCCGGAGGAAGUCGGCAUCACCAUUCACGACGACGAUUGA